Messenger RNA from Cephus cinctus (wheat stem sawfly), 3475 nucleotides. RefSeq lists its product as uncharacterized. The coding region runs from base 544 to 2757 and encodes 737 amino acids. Lineage: Eukaryota; Metazoa; Arthropoda; Insecta; Hymenoptera; Cephidae. The record is from RefSeq and is a predicted model, not a curated record. Gene Ontology annotation, cellular component: membrane. The transcript is spliced from 9 exons.
CCUGCAGAUGAUUAAACAGAUUAGUGGACGUCCGCUGAGUAACUACGGAUUAAGCUAUGGAGACGCUUCAGAUCUGACCCACCAGUAGCAUGGUUCGUUAUAGUAGCAUACGUCAUAGUCAUUAUUGAAAGUGCUACCCGAGUACAAUUCUACUUCAGAUCCCAUGCUAGUCGCUAGGUGAUUCCCAAAGAAGGCUGGGAAUAUAGAAUUUUGCCAUGCAGGCUAAACGAGGAAUCAAGUUGGUGAUCUAGACCGGCAAAUAUGUUGGAUUGCGUCACUGAUCCGCCGCUGGGAAUCACGUCAGCGACGUAAUGAGGCAAAAAGUGGAAGUAAGAAUGGAGACUAACUUGACCGAUCCAAUGUCCACGGGAUGAACUAAUCUUGCAUAGUAGCACGGAGUUCUUGGAGUUUGCCUUGGCACCCAUCGCGAUCAACGCGACGACUUUUCCUUGGACUGCUGGAAAAAUGAAAUUAAGAGUACAAUGAGUGGGAUUUAUUGUCCGAAUUGAAUGGAUGUCCUGAAAUUGUAUAGGAACCAUAAAAAUGACAGCAACUACCACAGCAUCUACAAUGGCGCCUGCAAGAGCGUCCAAGAGCGCAGUGCGCGGCAAACUAAUAAAUCCAAAUUUGCUGUCCUUGAAGUUUUUACUUUUUGUUUUUUUUGGAGGAAUGGGCUGUCUCUUCCCCUUUUUACCACUGCAUAUGAGAGCAGUUGGUUUGACACUGGAAGAACUACGAAUAGUAUCAAUAGUCUCACCAGUCGUGGCCAUUUUGGGACCAUUAAUAAUGGCGCCAUUGGCAGAUAAAUUGGCAGGACGUCAAGGCACCAACAGCAGAGCCUCGACGGGCCGUUACCUACGAGUUAUGAUAGCGAUAACCUGUCUACUGUCCGCUAUUCUGUACUCCUGUCUACUUCUGGUGCCUCCGGUAAUCAGAGUGAAUCCUCAGAAUGGUAGCAAACCGUCUGUUAGCUUCAUAUGCGACAACGACGGUGCAAUCUUCUAUCAAGAGAGAUGUCAGGAUUCGUUGACCUGCAUUCCUUGGCAGGAGCGCGCCAGUCCCCUCAUUCUUAAGAACUGUUCCUACGUCUGUACCGAAAAUGCAACAAGGAACACUGAUUUCUUAAAGUGGGACACGAUGUCGGAGAGAAUUGACGGCAUCGAGAGCAGUGGAGAUGAGACAGUGGUUAUACCUGUGGAGGUAGAAGAUGUUACUUACACUUAUCAAGAGGAUGCCGACAUCGUUGAUCAGCUGGAGGCAGACUCCCAGGACAAGAAGGGAAAGAACAAAAGAUCAACUGAGAACCAAGACUACGCUGAUCUCGUAAUCAAGGACGGAAUACCGCCACAUGUAUGCUUCAAUGAUCUGGAAACUGGUGGAAUUAUGUGUCACGUCUCCGCGCGUUACUCCCAAAGUUUUACUGUGAACGUGACCUUGAAACAGCCCAUGGAGUCCGAUGAUCCUCUCCAAGACAAGUGGUGUAGCUAUCCAGUAUCCGACUUCUUUGAAUGCAGGAUCCCAGAAAAUGUUCAGACGAGGAUGGCACUUUUGAAUAAGACCUGUUCCAUCAAGUGCGAUCCCAGUGACAGUUACGCAUUGGCGGGUAGCGUCGUUGCUGAAAAUCAAUGUAACAAGAUCAUUGGAGAUCCGAAUAUGACGUUUUGGAUCUACGUAGUGGUUCGUUCUAUCGCUGACAUAUUUCCCACUACUGCUGUGGCUCUACUCGAUGGAGCCAUCGUGAUCGCCACUAGAGAAACAUCCUGUGGACGUGGCGACGUCGGCAGACAACUAGCAUUCGGCUCUUUAGGAUUCGCUGCUUUUGCUCCACUAGCUGGAUAUUUAUCAACCCUGAUGCCACCAAGUCCUGCCUACUUCUUGCCAGUUGCUUUAUUUGCCGUUUUAAUGCUUCUCGCCGCCCUGAUCGCCAUCACGGCGAAUGGAAUGCCCCUGAGUCCACCUGAAUGGUGGUGGCAUACCAGAAGUGGCAUGCUAGCGCUACCAAUGAGUGCCGUCAAACGAUAUGGCAGUGAAACUGCAGCACUUUUGCUGGUACUACUGGUAAUGGGAAUAUUUUGGAGUUCCAUGGACAGCUAUCUUCCUCUUCAUCUAGCCAGCCUUAAAGGAGACGAUCUGGCGAUAGCAAUAGCAUUGACAAUAGGAGCAUUACCAGCGGUACUGUUCCUCUGGAAGUCAGAGAACCUAGUAGAUUACUGUGGACACAGUAAUCUCCUAAUCACAGCGUUCACAAUUUACAUUCUAAGAUUCACAGGAUUGAGUCUCGUCUCGGAUACCUGGUGGUCGAUAAUAUCCGAGGCUGUUGAACUCUUUACCCUCGCUAUUAUGUGGGUAACGGCCAUUUUAUAUAUGCGACACCUGGUGCCACGGCAUCUGACAGUCACCGCGCAGGCGUUGCCGGUCAUAGCACACUUUUGCAUAGGUCGUUGCAUCGGUGCUGUCAUCGGAGCAUACGUUAAUAAUGGCAACGACUUUAACCGAUCCGAAAUAAAUGACCUAAGAUUUGUCUAUCGCUGUAUGGCAGUGGCAGCUGCCAUAGUGGCAGUGGCUUACUUCAUUUUAUAUCAUGGGUUAUUGAAACCUCGCUGUCACGCACAGACAACUCAUGGACCACGACAGCCGCCAACUAUAGUUCAGGCUGCCAUUAAAGAAUACGAGCAGUCAAUGAACGGCAAUGGUAACUACACGCCAUUAAGGGUCUAUCACAAUGGACGAGGAAAAAAGGGACAGUUCAGAUACUAAAUUUCAAGGAAGAAUAUCUUUGCGUUUCCAAGUGUCCUAAGGUGCUGCGACUUGAAGUCGCUUCAUUAAGAAAUAACGAUUCGCCAUUAAUCGUUUACCGUUUAUCAUAAGUCGUAAAUUCUCAGUCUACUAACGACGCCUGUCGUCGAGACGUCAUUUUACGACCAAUUGGGCUUGACGAAUGAUGUAUAAUAGUCAUUUUAUGUGGCCUUAUUCAACGUCCUCCUUCACUUAUUUAAUAUACUCUUAAGCUUAUGUAUAAAUAGGCUGUUGCGAACGUUUGUCUUAUUCUUGUGAACGUGUCACAUAUGAUAUCGUACGUAUGCGAUAUAUGCUUGAUACGUCACUAGACGUUUUUCUUUAUUUAUUUAUACUGGUUGCGUAAAUUAUAAGUGAAUAUACGUAUAACCAGUCCAGAAAGAAAGUUUUGUUCGCAUCGAAUUGCAUUUCUAACGUUACGCAAUAAAUUAUGCGUUUGUUAACGUUUUAUUUAAAUCGUGAUAAGCCUUGCCUCCUUUUUUUUUAAUUAUUUUUACCAAUUACUCUCUAGAGCAUGCACCGAUGAUGAUGAUGACGCUAACGAUAUUGGCUAGUAAGAUUUCGCACAGAAAUAACUAAACUGAUUUGUCUGUAAAUGUUAUGUACUGCAUAGGUAGACGUAAAAUGGUAAAUAAAGAUACAAUUUUAGUCUUUAAAAUAUCCAUUGUUUAGAGCAGCC